CACCAACCAUCGAACCUCUGGAUUUCUUGCGUUCGAAAGAAAGACCGGCCGUGGUUCUUCUUCAAUUUUCAGAAUCAUAUCCCCCCCCCGAGAGGAAUUGAAUUGAUCCUCUACAUUCAUUCCCUUCCUACGCGACACAGUCUCCUUGUUCUCACGCAUUGCAUCGAAACGAAGGAACACCCGCAGCACCGCGAGCCGUCGGCCCAAACACCCACCAAUCGACAUCCAUCCCAUCCAUCCCAACAACGCAACCCAACACCCGCAUUCCCUUCCUUACCUCGCACCCACCAUGCGCUUCGGCACGACGCUCCGCAAGAGCAUCUACCCGCCGUGGAAGGCGUACUACGUCGACUACGAGAAGCUGAAGAAGCUUCUCAAGGACAGCGACGACAGCGCGUCGCCGAUCGACGAGGACGACGACAAGUGGACCGACGAGGACGAGACGGCCUUCGUCGACGAGCUGAUCCACGUCCAGCUCGAGAAGGUGCACCGGUUCCAGUCUGAGGUCGCGCAGAAGCUACGGGACAGGACCACCGCCUGCGAGAAGAAGCUCGAGCCGCUUGCUGUUGGCAUCAAAGGCGACCAGCAACAGCAGAAAGAUGAUGGCGCGCAGACGUACGCCGAGGCAGCGAAGCCGGAGCCCGCGGCCACCGCGAAGCAGGAAUUGAAGCCCGAGGAGAGGGAGAAGCUGCUGAAGGAGGUGCUUGCGGAGUUGGAUGAUAUCACGAAGGAGGUGAAUGAGCUGGAGAAGUACAGCAGGAUCAAUUACACGGCGUUCUUCAAGGCGACGAAGAAGCAUGACCGCAAGCGCGGCGGUGCGUAUAGGCUGCGCGCCUUUUUGGAGACGAGGCUUGCGGCGCAUCCGCUCAACAAGGAGGACCAUUCGCCGCUGCUGUUUAGGUUGUCGGCGAUGUAUUCUUUUGUCAGGCAGAGCUUGGAGGGGAAGACGAGUGAGGCGUUGUCGUUUGCGGAGAGCACGACUGGUGGGGAGAGCUUCACGUCGCAUAAGUUCUGGAUCCACAAGGACAACAUCCUCGAGGUCAAGACGGUCAUUCUCCGUCGCCUGCCGGUGCUCGUGUACAAUCCCCAGACUUCGAAGGUCGCAGAGGGCUCUCAGCGCGAUCCUACCCUCACGUCGAUCUACUUCGACAACCCCAAGUUCUCGCUGUACACCGACAAGGUGAACCAUACUCCCAAUGCCGGAUCAUUGCGCCUUCGCUGGUAUGGACAGCUCGCCGAGAAGCCCGAAAUCGUGUUCGAGAAGAAAGAGAUCAAGGAUGGGGAUGCCAGCGAAGAGCAGAGAUUCCCGAUCAAAGAGAAGUACAUUGAGCAAUUCAUCGAGGGAAAGUACAAGAUGGAGAAGACCAUCCAGAAGAUGGAGUACCAGAAGAAGGACGCCGAGACCAUUGAAGGCUUCAAGAAGGCCGUCGACGACAUCCAGUCCUUUAUCAAGAAGAACGAGCUCCAGCCCGUACUCCGCGCCAACUACACCCGCACCGCGUUCCAGAUCCCCGGCGAUGACCGUGUGAGGAUCUCUCUAGACACCAAUCUUGCCACCAUCCGCGAGGAUUCCCUUGACCACGACCGACCGUGCCGUGAUCCCGAGGACUGGCACCGCAGGGACAUCGACGGCUCCCAGAUGGAGUACCCAUUCAAGGCCAUCCGCAAGGGCGAGAUCAACCGCUUCCCCUACGCGCUGCUCGAGAUCAAGACCAAGGGAAUGAAGAAGUACGAGUGGAUUGAGGACCUCAUGAACUCUCAUCUCGUCAAGGAGACGCCCCGUUUCUCCAAGUUCGUGCACGGUGUUGCCAUGCUCUUCGACGACAACGUCAACACAUUCCCCUUUUGGCUGAGCGAUAUCGACACCGACAUCCGACAGGAGCCCCAGCAAGCCUUUGAGGAGGAGCAGGAGCGCAAGAAGAAGGCUGCCGAGGACGACUUCGCCGUGGGAAGUCUGUUCGGCGCAAAGGCGAGCCCCAGCUACCGUCCCUCCGUCACCUCUCCCGUCGGAUCACCCGUCGUCUCCAAGUCCCUCACCAAGCGCGCAACCUCCAACGCCUCUGGCCUACAAACCAGCCAAAACGUCUCAGACGACAUCCCUUCCAACGGCAAGAAAGCCACCGAGGAGCCCGAUUCCGACGAGGACGACGAAGGCACCGCCCUCCUCAAGAACCCUUUCUCCCAAUCCACGGGCCUCCGCUCCCUCUUCCCCUCCUUCACAUCCAACUCCAAAUACGCCCGCGCCAAACAACAAGACCGCAUCCAACUGCCCCCCGGCGUCCGGGACCCCGGCGUCUGGAUCAAAGACCAAGGCCCCGUGCGCGUCGAAGCCAAAGUCUGGCUCGCAAACCAGCGCACCUACAUCAAAUGGCAGCACGUCUCCGUGCUGCUCGCGUCCCUCUCCCUCGGCCUCUACAACGCCGCCGGCGAAGACAAUAACAUCGCACGCUCCCUCGCCGUCGUGUACACCCUCAUCGCCGCCUUCACCCUCGCCUGGGGCUGGGGCAUGUACAUGUGGAGGAUGAAGCUCAUCAAGCAGCGCAGCGGCACGGACUUCGAUAACGUGGUUGGGCCGAUGGUCGUGUGUGUGGGACUGGCUGUCGCGUUGGUGCUGAAUUUCGCGUUUAAGUACAACGCCAUCGUCAACGACAAGAAUCGUCACGCGGGACACUCAUCACCCAACGCGACGCUCUCCGGGGGCGAGAGGAUCGAACUCGUCAGGUAGAGGUUUCGUGUAGUGGGUCUGCAACGCGUCCUUGUUGAAUCUAAUGUUAUAUUACUGCACUGCACUGCAUAUAUCUAUGUGCCCGCGAGAGAGAGGGGGAAAUCUUUGUACAGUUACAUAUUUCUUGUUUCUGGUGUCAUGUUGUAUCUAUCUAUGUUCGUAUCCGGUUUUCAUAUUCCAUAUAGUUGCACGGAGGGGUGGGGUGGGGAAUAUACGUCUGUUCUAUGGCGAUAAUUGACCAUUAUUACCGUCAGAG
This is a messenger RNA of Aaosphaeria arxii CBS 175.79, 2981 nucleotides long. Its product is annotated as SPX-domain-containing protein. The record is from RefSeq and is a predicted model, not a curated record. The coding region runs from base 290 to 2725 and encodes 811 amino acids. Lineage: Eukaryota; Fungi; Ascomycota; Dothideomycetes; Pleosporales. Gene Ontology annotation, cellular component: fungal-type vacuole membrane; vacuolar transporter chaperone complex. The transcript is spliced from 3 exons.